Messenger RNA from Planococcus citri (citrus mealybug), 1389 nucleotides. RefSeq lists its product as uncharacterized. Bases 331 to 1176 code for a protein of 281 amino acids. Lineage: Eukaryota; Metazoa; Arthropoda; Insecta; Hemiptera; Pseudococcidae. The record is from RefSeq and is a predicted model, not a curated record. The transcript has 5 exons.
CCCCUCUCAUCUCAUCCCCUAUCAACGCUAGGACUCUAGGACUAAAGCCUUGUUCACAAACAGGCCGAGCGCCAUCUACGUAACAUAUAUCGAUUCACAAUACCAACAUAAAACAUAACGCGUAAAAUAGCCAAUCAGAAUGAAGCUGAGAAGUGUGUCGAGUUGAUCAUGUAAAUAAACAAAUCAAAUCACUUACCAGUUAUCAGUUAUCACAAUCACACGGUAGCAUGAAUUAUUGAAUGAUUUCAAGUAAAUUAGUAUUUUUUAUUAUUUUUCAUCGUAUUAAUCACUGUCUGUUUUGGUUAUUUUAUUUUUAAUUUUCAAUUCAAAAUGCCUGGAGACCACACUUACAGAAAUAUUGCGGAAGAAAUUCCCAUAGAAGAGGAUGAAGAUGGAAAUUUAACCAUGGUGUUGGCAGACGGUAGCGACGAACUAUUAGUGGACUUAGUGAAGUCCCACACUUUUAUUUACUCGAAAGUAUCGCCUCAACACAAAGAUGCACAGAUGAAAGUGAACGCCUGGACAGAGAUCGCAGAAGUCCUUCAAAUUUCAGCAAAAGAGGCAGAACAUCGAUGGGGUCUGAUUAGAGAUAAGUUUACAAGAGAACGAAAAAUUAGAGUUCAACAGCCCUCUGGUUCUGGCAAGAAUGCUCCGAAACCCUGGGCACUGUAUGAAAAACUGAGCUUUUUAAACGAACAUGUUAAAAGAAGGAAAACUACAUCAACUGUUCCUACGAUAAAGAAACCAUGUCCCCCUGCCAACUUAAACUCAAACUCCAACUCCUCAACCUCAUCCUCAUCUUCAACUACAGGAUCGUUUAGAGCCCCAAAGACUUCAACCACCAGCUCUGGCUCAUCAUCAUCAACACCAAACACCUCCGUAGCAGUGGACACAGGAUCAGAGACUGAUGUUUUUACUAAUGAGGCCACAGCCGGCACAGGUAAUUUUCGCAAGGUAAAGAAAAGUGAUCCUCUUGACCAAGAUUUCUCUCAGUUAAGUGCGGAGAUGCUGAGAUAUUACAGAGAUAAGAGAACCUCCAAAGAGAAGACACAGCCAGCCUCAGAAGUAUGUACGGAGAAACUGUUUGGAGUUUUGGUGGCCUCUGAAUUGAAAAAAAUGCCUGAAAGUAUUCAAAAAGAAAAGAAAAAAGCAAUAAUGGCAGUUAUAUAUGAAUGAUAUGGAACUUUAAUACAAAUAUGUUUUUUGUUCUUUUUACAAAAUUUAUGAAUAAAGACUUCUAUUAUUAAGAAUUUUAUACCAUAUUUUUUUAUAAUUUUAGUACAAAUACGUGAUAUUAUGAUAGUUUUAUACCAUAGCAUUACAUUUUAGUACAAAUAACAGUUUUACCAUGACAAUUUUAUACAAUAUAAUGUAAUUAUACUGCAAAUA